Punica granatum (pomegranate) is the source of this 6804-nucleotide messenger RNA. Lineage: Eukaryota; Viridiplantae; Streptophyta; Magnoliopsida; Myrtales; Lythraceae. The record is from RefSeq and is a predicted model, not a curated record.
AUGGCACAGAACAAUCAGCUUGCUAGCUCCGAGGAGAACACUCCACCGACGCCGGUUUAUUAUCAACCGUCCAUGACUCAAGCACUGCCACCACUAACUCCUGCAGGCGCACCCCCGGUACACUCGGGAGAAAUCCCGCCACCAGUCCCAACAUCGGAAGCCCAAGCACCGUCCACCUCUACAGAGGGUGCGGCCCGCAUCGUCGCACUGGAAGGCGAUAUCUCCACAUUAAGGGGCACGGUCAAUCAGAUGGCUGCCGACAUGGCCGAGCUCAUGGCCCUACUCAGAGCUCCAAACCGCACCUCCUCGAACUCUACUCCGCCUCCGGGGUACGGGCCAACAGUCGACCCAAACCCUUGGGUCCCGCCGACCCAUGCUCCGGAAGGUAUUGAAGCGCCUGCGAUACACGCACCGGCGGGCCUCCCAGCUAACGUCCCUCCGCCAUCGGUGACUCUCCCGGCAGCCAUUCCUCUUCCACCGUCGAACCCGACUACUCUAGUACCGCCGCCGAUGUCCAUACCGGUUCCGGCACCGGUUUACGCGGCUCCUCCGCCGAUGGUCUUCCCGGCACAGAGCCCCCACGCUCCUGCUCACACAGCCGAGCCUGUCCCAUUCCAAGCUCCACAACCCCACAUCAGCUUUUCUUACCCAACUCUACCUCCCCUAAACAUUCCCAUCCCUGAACCGGGCACGCCAACCCAGGCUGUCCCCAUAGCUCCACCGACAAACUUUCUCCCGGAAAUGGGGACUGAGCAGGAGCAGAGAUUGAAGAAGAUGGAAGAGAACAUCAAAGCCUUACAAUCAGGUGGUCCUCGCCUCGAUGCCGGCGAUUGCGAUUGGAGUCUUUUUCCGGGUAUGCGGCUACCCCCGAAGAUUAAGGUGCCUGAAUUCCAAAGGUACCAUGGCACUACCGACCCCCGUCACCAUCUCCGUCACUACAGGGGAAAGAUGCUGCAGUACUGGGACUACGAAGAGUUCGUCAUCCACACGUUCCAGGACAGUUUGGCGGGAGCGGCUCUUGAUUGGUACAUGUCACUGAAAGCCGCGGAUAUCCCUACAUGGACGGACCUUUCGGGCAAAUUCAUCGACCAGUACAAGUACUGUGCAGAAACGCCCCCGACCCUGUUGGAGCUCAGUACAAUGGAGAUGGCCGAGGAUCAGGGCUUCGAGGCCUACGCAGUAAAGUGGAGGGCUAGAGCGGCGAAACAUGUCCCCCCGAUCAGUGAGGCGCAGCAGAUCCAAUUAUUCCACUCUACCCUCAAAGGGGCCUACUACUUGCACCUGUUGGCUCACACGUCUUCGUUCUCCAACCUUAUCGACGCCGGGAAGAAGCUUGAUAUCGGCGUUAAGCUCGGCAAGAUAGAAGGACCGGCCGAGAAGAAAGAGGGAGAGUCCUCGAAGAAGGUUGCUACUGGGACACCCUCCGCGGGAAACAGGAGAGGAAAAGACGCGUCCGUCAAUGCUGUUAACUCAGGGCGCCAAGCCCCCCAACAGUAUUCCAUCAAUUACACGCCCGCACCACCGACCACUCAGGCGUAUGCCCCACCUCCGGUGCAUUAUCAGCAGCAACUCCCAGCGCAACAAGUAUAUUAUUCCGCCCCGCCGGCCUCCUUUCCGUUGCCGGCCCCGCACAAUUACGUCCCUAUUCCCCCUCCGAUCCAACAAAGCAGGCCUCCGGCUUCGAGAACUCCUCAGCCGGUGCAACGGGCUCCGGCCCCGCAGGACCAACAAAGCACUGCGCCGCGGCGCAGACAAUUCACACCCCUUCCGGCCCCGCUCUCCCACAUAUACCGGCAACUCCUCGCAGGCAAUAGGAUUAAAUCAGUAGCGCCUAACCCCGAUUUCGACCCCACCAUUCAGGAUCAGAGUCGGCACUGCGAGUACCAUCAGGGCGCACCCGGUCACACCACCGACGAUUGUUGGAAGCUGCGGGAGAAGAUCCAAGCUAUGAUUGAUGGCAAACAACUCACGUUCAACGCCGUCAAACCUCCGAACGUGCAAGUUAAUCCUCUUCCCGAUCACGGGUCAAGCUCGGGACCCAGCAUUAACAUGAUCAGUGUUUGCGCCAUAGGGGAGUACGAGACCGGGCAGGAGCCAUCCGCCCCGUUCGUAAUCGAAUAUGUGCCUGCGGAAACCGGUAUAGGGUACGCGGGGUUUGAUGCCACGCCCGCCCCAUUCGUGAUAGAUGUCCCCGCACGAGAGCCAUAUCAAGAUAGCAAGGUUCCGUGGACCUACGAAGGGAGUGUCGGGAACCUCGAGCGUCAAUUCAGCGUCAUGGGCGUGACGCGCUCGGGACGAGUGUAUGAAAACCCGGAGGUCGCGAACAAAGGAAAGGCGCCUGCUGCGACAUUAGGAAUCGCCCCGGAAGCUACGCCGAUCCCACAAAAGAAGGUGACCGAAGAGGAAGCCGAGGCUUUUAUGAAGAUCAUCAAGGCAAGCGAGUAUAAGGUUGUUGAACAAAUGGGCAAGUCUCCGGCCCACAUUUCACUACUCGCCCUUCUCUUAAGUUCGGAGCCACAUCGUGAAGCGCUCCUGAAGGUCCUGACGGCGGCACAGGUCCCCAAGGAGACGGCUCCAGAUCUCAUUGAAGAAACCGUUGGUUCGAUAUUCUCCAACAAUAUUUCAUUCUCGGAUGACGAGCUUCCCUCCGAAGGGUACGCACACUCGCGGGCGUUGCACAUCAUGAAUGUGGAUCUGAAUCGUAUUCGUCCAAGCAAGACAGCGGUUCGAGCCUUCGAUGGCUCGCGGAGAGAGGUGAACGGAGAGAUCGACCUUCUGAUCGAGGUAGGUCCAUGUUCAUUCAAUGUCACUUUUCAGGUGCUCGACAUCCCCAAUGCCUUCAGCUUGCUGCUCGGGAGGCCAUGGAUCCAUUUUGCGGGCGCAGUCCCCUCCACCUUGCACCAAAAGCUUAAGUUCAUCGUGGAAGAGCGACUCAUCACGGUCAAAGGUGAGGAGGACUAUGCGAUUUAUAAGGAGACGGCUGCCGGUCCGUCCCGCGCCGACCGCAUGGUGGGGAAGAUCUUGCUGCGCCAUAAUUACAUUCCGGGUUCCGGACUCGGAGCACGUGGGCAAGGGAUCAACCGCCCAAUCGAGAUCGAAGAGUACAAGAACAGGAGGGGACUCGGUUUUCGCCCUUCCUGCCACGAGAUUAUUGAAGCCCGUAGAGGCAAGCGCCUCCACCGUCUCGCAGCGUACUACGGGAAGAUCAACAGGGGCACCCCAGUUCCGCCACUCUCCCACUUCUUUUCAGGAUCACAGCACAUCGUCGGAGGUACUCUUGACGGCCCCUCCUCGGAUUUAGACGACGCGCUUGUCGAUCUGCCAGGCAUAUACGCCGUCACCGAGGAGACUCCUUCAGGGGUCUACAUCCGCCUCGCGCAGGAGAAUGAGGAGCUCAACAACUGGACCUCAAUAGAGGAGAGUUUGCACCGCCUCGAGAACCGUCAACUCACCUCAGUUGAGCCAACAGAAGAAAUCAACAUAGGCACUGAAGAGGAACCUCGCACGCUAAAGAUCGGGACGGGCCUCGAUCCAACACAACGAGCUCGGAUGAUCGAUUUCUUGAAGGAGUACCAAGAGGUCUUUGCCUGGUCCUACGCCGACAUGCCGGGCUUAGAUCCGUCGAUAGUCAAGCACUCUCUCCCACUCGAUACAGAGAACUUCCCGCCCAAACGGCAACACCUACGGCGGCAGCGAGCCGGCCUUCUCCUCCGCAUCAAGGAGGAGGUCGUCAAGCAGAUAAAUGCGGGAUUCCUAGAAGUCUGCAAUUACUCUGAAUGGGUGGCAAACAUCGUGCCCGUGGAGAAAAAGGACGGAAGGGUCAGGGUUUGCGUCGACUAUCGGGACCUCAACAAGGCUAGUCCUAAAGACAACUUCCCUCUGCCUCACAUCGACGUCUUGGUCGACAACACCGCGCGCCACAAUCAGUUCUCCUUCAUGGAUGGCUUUUCGGGGUAUAACCAAAUCCGGAUGGCUGAAGACGACAAGAUCAAAACGACUUUCAUCACGAUGUGGGGCACGUUUUGCUACAAGGUCAUGCCCUUCGGGCUCAAAAAUGCCGGGGCAACCUACCAACGGGCAAUGGUUACGCUCUUCCACGACAUGAUGCAUAAGGAGAUCGAGGUCUACGUCGACGACAUGAUCGCAAAGUCCAAGGAGGGAGAGGAUCACCUCGUCAAUCUGAGGCGUCUCUUCGAACGUCUCAAGAAGUACAAGCUUAGGCUCAACCCGGCCAAGUGCACAUUCGGCGCGAAAUCCGGAAAACUGCUAGGAUUUGUGGUCAGCGAACGAGGCAUCGAGGUCGAUCCUGACAAGGUGAAAGCGAUUAGGGAGUUACCUCCGCCAUCAACAGUGCGCGAGGUACGGAGCUUCUUAGGACGACUGAACUACAUCGCGCGUUUCAUCGCGAACUUAUCAGAUAAGUGUCAACCCCUCUUCCGGCUGCUUCGUAAAAAUGCAGCAAUUGAAUGGGACGACGAUUGUCAGAAGGCCUUUGACGAUAUUAAGACAUACUUAGUUCAGUCGCCGGUGUUGGUCCCGCCCACGCCAGGUCGACCUCUCAUUCUUUACCUGACGGUGCGCCGGCAAUCAUUGGGGUGCAUGCUGGGACAAGAAGAUGAGUCCACACGCGCAGAACAUGCCAUCUACUAUCUGAGCAAGAAGUUUACUGAAGGGGAAUCCAAUUACCCGGAGAUUGAGAAGAUGUGCUGCGCACUGGUGUGGGUCAUGCAGAGACUUCGACAGUACACCCUCUAUCACACUAUCCGCUUGCUGUCGAAAGCGGAUCCCCUGAAAUAUCUACUUGGUAGCCCAUCCUCCAUGAGGAACAUUGCAAAGUGGCGCUGUCAACUGACGGAGUACGACAUCGAGUAUGUGCCCCGCACAUCAGUCAAGGGGCAAGCAAUUGCAGACCAUUUGGCGGAAUUUCCCAUCGAGGAUGACACGCCGAUCAACUCCGACUUUCCAGACGAAGGGAUCCUCCGAGUAGAUGAGGAGGAGGAUGGGACCGCGUGGAAGAUGUAUUUCGACGGCGCGGUGAAUUCCACCGGUUCUGGUAUCGGCGCAGUGCUGAUAUCCCCGGACGGACGUUAUUACCCGAUUGCAGCAAAAGUUAAUUUUCUCUGCACCAAUAAUGUGGCCGAAUACGAGGCAUGCAUCCUUGGCUUGCAAGCAGCGAUUGAUUUCAAGGUGAAGGAGCUAGAAGUGUUCGGAGAUUCAAUGCUCACAAUCUUCCAAACGUUAGGGCAAUGGAAGACGAAAGACGCAAAGUUAGUACCAUACCACGAGUAUCUCGAGGAGUUAGCGGAGAACUUCGAGAAAAUCUCGUUCACCUACACGCCACGUAUCAAGAAUCAGUUUGCAGAUGCACUUGCGACACUGGCAUCAAUGGUGAGCAUCACAAAAGAAAACCUCAUCGAGCCACUUGAGAUCGAGAUUGCCAAAGGCCCGGCUUACUGCGACACAAUCGAGGCGACCGAUGAACAGCCAUGGUACGAAGACAUCAAACAUUUUCUGCAAACUGGCCAAUACCCGACAUUUGCCAACCGUCGGGACCGGAAAACACUUAGGCGACUCACAGCGCAUUACUUCCUGAGCGGAGAGACUCUCUACCGCCGUUCCUUCGACGCCACGCUACUCCGGUGUGUUGACGAAAACGAGGCACAACGCCUCAUGGGAGAGAUACAUGAAGGGAGUUGUGGACCCCAUAUGAGCGGUCUCAUGCUCACCAAGAAACUCAUGCGCCUAGGUUACUUUUGGUCCACCAUGGAGGCCGACUGCGCCAAACACGUCAGACACUGCCACUUGUGCCAGGUCUAUGCCGAUCAGAUCAAAGCACCCCCCAAUGAGCUACGCCCGAUGGCGGCCCCGUGGCCCUUUUCAAUGUGGGGCAUUGACGUGAUCGGCCCUAUCAAUCCCAAAGCAUCCAAUGGACACAUGUUCAUUUUGGUGGCAAUUGACUACUUCACCAAGUGGAUCGAGGCCAUAACGCUCGCUUCGGUCACCGCAAAUGCCGUGGCACGUUUCCUUAAGCGCGACAUCAUCGCCCGAUAUGGAGUCCCCGAAACAAUCAUCACCGACAAUGCUAAGAACCUGAACAACAGGAUCAUCGAUGAGCUUUGUGAGCGAUUCAAAAUACACCACCGCAAUUCCACACCAUACCGUCCCCAAAUGAACGGUGCGGUGGAGGCUGCGAACAAAAACAUCAAGAGGAUCAUCGAGAAAAUGACGGUGACCUAUAAGGAUUGGCACGAGAUGCUCCCUUUUGCGCUCUUGGCAUAUCGAACGUCCAUCCGCACUUCAACCGGGGCAACUCCGUACUCCCUAGUCUACGGCAUGGAAGCAAUCCUCCCAAUCGAAGUGGAGAUUCCCUCCAUGAGGGUCCUCGCCGAGUCCAAGCUCGAAGAAGCAGAAUGGGCGAAGCAGCGCUACGAACAGCUCAAUCUCAUUGACGAGAAACGGCUAACAGCGCUCUGCCACGGUCAAUGCUACCAACAAAGAAUGGCUCGAGCGUUCAAUGCAAGGGUUCGCCACCGCGAAUUCCGCCCCGGUGAUCUCGUCCUACGAAAGGUCUUGCACAUCACACCUGACUCUCGGGGCAAGUUUGCAUACAAGUAUGAUGGACCUUUCGUCGUCAGGGAAGUCUUCUCCGGAGGGGCAAUUAUCCUAAGCGAUAUGGACGGGACCGAAAACGCACUCCCGGUCAAUGCCGAUGCCCUUAAGAAGUACUACCCUUAAUGGCCUCUUUGUCAUCCGGCGGUUUCUUUGUGUUCUCGGAGGUUUCAGGCUACCGUCCAGGCCCUUAUC